This is a messenger RNA of Geodia barretti, 354 nucleotides long. NCBI's taxonomy places the organism in Eukaryota, Metazoa, Porifera, Demospongiae, Tetractinellida, Geodiidae. The record is from the annotation of a GenBank genome assembly.
AUGCCAAUCAUUCAGCGUCCCUACGUGCCCCCAGAAGACCAGCCACCCCAGGAGGAUACUUACGUCAACCCUGGCGAUACCCGGGGAGCCGAAGCCUCCGGGGAGCCCAUCACCUUUUACUGCGACUCCUUCCACGUUUAUAGCAGCCUCUACUCCGCCGUCCUUUUCUUCGGCGAGCAGAUGGAGGAACGGGAGCCCAUACUGCGGGCCCGAAUCAAGGUCAGCCCUCAGAUGCUCAAGGCCUUUGCCCUCCUGGCCAACAAGCACGUCCGCGACUACGAGGAAGCGGUCGGCCCCAUAACCCUGCCCGAACAGGUCUACAACGCCUGGGAGAUUGAGGUGGAGCAGGCGUAG